Cryptotermes secundus is the source of this 3893-nucleotide messenger RNA. Its product is annotated as solute carrier family 26 member 10. Gene Ontology annotation, cellular component: membrane. The record is from RefSeq and is a predicted model, not a curated record. Gene Ontology annotation, biological process: transmembrane transport. Gene Ontology annotation, molecular function: chloride transmembrane transporter activity; oxalate transmembrane transporter activity; sulfate transmembrane transporter activity. Bases 78 to 2144 code for a protein of 688 amino acids. Lineage: Eukaryota; Metazoa; Arthropoda; Insecta; Blattodea; Kalotermitidae. The transcript has 14 exons.
GUUCCAGAAGCAAGACACAACACAAAGCACAUGCUUCCGCCCUUUGCUCCCAGAUAAGCUCCGCACAGACCUCGUUCAUGGACGGUAUAAAAGUCGGCGGUUUGGGUGGAACUGCUCAGUUUCUCAUUGGUCGAGCCAUGGAGAAGGACUGCACCCUCAAGGUUGAGAGACCAGUCUACGAACAGGAGGAACUCCACAGGACAUGUGGCUACUCCAAACCUAGGUCCACUGUUCUGGACCGAAUUAGAAACAGUUACAGAGAAUGGAAGCUUGUCCACUUUCUGCAGAACCUGAUUCCAAUAAUUCAGUGGCUGCCUCACUACAAGUGGCGUCAUGACUUUAUUGGUGAUCUUAUUGCUGGUAUCACCGUUGCUGUGAUGCACAUCCCUCAGGGAAUGGCAUAUGCACUUCUUGGAACUGUCCCACCCAUUGUUGGCAUUUAUAUGGCCUUCUUCCCUAUCUUAGCAUAUUCUGUGCUUGGUACAUCUAGGCACAAUUCCAUGGGGACAUUCGCUGUAGUCUGCCUAAUGACAGGAAAGUCAGUAGCAGCUUACAGUACUCAAGCAGCAGAAGGAAAUACAACCAAUGCAGAAAAUGCCAUCUACAGCCCCAUGGAAGUUGCUACAGCUGUUGCCUUCAUGGUUGGAAUAUAUCAGCUGCUAAUGUAUGUAUUCCGAAUGGGUAUUGUGUGUACACUGCUGUCUGACACUCUGGUGAAUGGUUUUACAACUGGUGCCGCAAUUCACGUUUUAACAUCUCAAGUCAAAGACUUACUUGGAUUGAAAAUUACAAGAUAUGAGGGACCAUUCAACAUAGGAUUUGCUUACAUUGAGAUAUUCAACAAAAUUGAGGAAGUUAAUACAGCUGCUUUAGUUGUGUCUUCCAUAACAAUUAUUGUGCUGGCCAUUAACAAUGAGAUCCUGAAGCCUCUGGUGAGAAAACGAUCCGUCAUACCCAUUCCCAUAGAACUGAUGGCUGUCAUAAUUGGAACAUUGGUAUCUACAUAUAUCAAUCUGCAAGAUGAAUAUGGGCUGCAGCCUGUAGGUGAUAUUCCAACAGGGUUGCCAUAUCCAACACUGCCAGCCUUCACAAUUUUUCCAAAAAUUAUGAUGGACAGCUUCACCAUCACAAUGGUAGCUUAUACUAUCUCAAUGUCAAUGGCAUUAAUUUUUGCUCAGAGACAUAAUUAUGAAGUGGACUCUAACCAGGAACUAUUUGCUCAGGGCACAAGCAAUAUUGUGGGAUCCUUCUUCUCCUGCAUGCCUAUCACCGCAUCACUCUCAAGAAGUCUGGUUCAGGAGACAGUCGGUGGCAAGACUCAGCUAACCAGCCUAAUAUCAUGCCUGAUUCUCCUCACUGUGAUGCUUUGGAUUGGACCAUUCUUUGAGCCUCUACCCAGAUGCAUACUGGCAAGCAUUAUUGUAGUGGCCCUGAAGGGAAUGCUGCUGCAAGCCAAGGACCUGCCUUCCUUCUGGCGACUGUCUAAGUUAGAUGGUUUGGUUUGGAUCAUCACAUUCCUCACUGUGGUCCUUGUGGACAUCGACUAUGGUCUGCUGGUGGGGCUGGGACUUUCCCUUGCUUCUAUUUUAGUACAAGGCAUGAAACCCUACACAUGUCUAUUAGGAGCCAUGCCAAAUAUGGAUAUUUAUCUUGAUUGCAACAGGUAUAAAGAGUCUCGAGAGAUUCCAGGAAUUAAAAUUUUCCAUUACUGUGGAGGACUAAACUUUGCAACAAGAAGCCACUUCACGAAUGAAUUGUAUCGGCUUGUGAGCGUAAACCCACAGGUUGAGUUGGCACGUAGAAAUAAACUGGAGAGGAGUCGAACCUCAGGUUGGGUCAACAGUACGCCAGAAGAAGCGAGGGAAGGUAUUGUUAAUAUCAGCUUUGUGGAGCAAAGUGAGGAUCAUGUAGAUGAGCCUACUGUGAGCACACCCAUCAGACCUCAAGCCUCUUCAUAUGGAAGCUUUACUGAGGAAAAACUGCAGAUCCGAUACAUUAUCUUGGACUUCUUGGCUCUAAGUUACAUUGAUCCUUCUGGUGUGAAUGCCCUCAAGUUGCUCAAUGAGGCCUUCAGCAAGAUUGACAUCACCAUUUACUUGGCUGGAAUUUCAGGUAUAUAUACUUAUAUUAAUUUAGGGAGUUAGCCACUGGAAUUGUCUCAAUUCUGUGGAAUAAAAUGUGUUUGUCACUAAAAGACACAGGAAGUCAUAGGAGUCUGACACAAAGUGAAUAAAACAAAAGGUCCUUAAAAUCAUAGACUGAGAAGUUGCCAUGUCAUGAGGACACAAAUCUGCACAUACGUAUAAAACAGGGCUCAUCCCGAGACAUGGAAGAUGCAGACUGAAUCCUAUCUUAACCAGUAAGUGAUUAUGAUGUCUCUAUAUGUCAUGCAUAUUUCCAACUACACCACUGUAUAAAUGACACUCAGCAAUGCAAAUCUGUACUUUGUGCUUGUUAGAUCUUAUAGUUAAUUCAAAGUGUUAUAGGAUGGUGCUGAGUGCUUGAUAGCUGUCCUGGGUUUAAGUUUAGGUCCUAGCAAGAAGUUGCACGUGAGUGAUGAAGAGGUGUUAAGUGAACUACUGCAAGAGAAAAAAUGUAGUGAUAUUUCUGAGAGCAAAUGCAGUAGUGACAUGAAAUAAAUGUGAAAGUUUUGUCAUGGGGUGAACAGAGUCGGCUCCGAUGAAGAAGAUAAUGUCAGUGGCAGCAGUAGCAUGCUGCAUGGCAUAUGUGCAGACAGGUGCUGAGCAACUACAUUUUCUAUUUACUGGAAAAUCUGGCCUAAAUACUGAUUUGGGAGAUCCCAGUAUGCCCUGAGUUGUUUUGUACACCAGAAAUUGUAGAACAGCCAGAGAAACAAACCGGUAUGCCCAUAAAUUUUUAGAAAACAUACCUAAACUAAAACUAAGAUCUAAGGCCCAUCACUGGAAGGAGAUGAACAGAAAUGAAAUAAAAAGUCACUGGCAUUCCUUCUGUUACAAGGACUUCAACCAAAACCUGAUAACAAGAGCUAUUUUUUCCUGGAGGAAAAUUCUGGAAAUGCCCAGAUGUUUGGACAUGUUCAGUGAGAAGAGGUGUCACCUUCUACUCAAGUUUCUUCAUUUUGUUGACAAUGGAAAGGGUCAAAGUCGUGAAACAUGGUACAACUGCGAAAACUGUAGGGUGGGCCCUGCGUGCUGCACGUUUCCUACGUUACCAUAUGGCGCCCAACUUCUAGAGGCGUGAAAGGCAAUCGAGGUUCUACAAGUUAAGAAGAUUCUGAGUGUAAGAUUUUGUUGGCUAUAAAUUGUACCAUGGGAUGGUAUUGAAAAUUACAUCAUAAUUACAAAGACCUUCAUGGUAUGUGCCAUUGGAGUUGCAACGUUACCAGUGGUUUAAUCGUUUUGAUGAUGAUUUUGUGGUCUGCACACGAUAACGAUUUUGCAGUAGAUGUUUGGAAGAACAAAUAGCUUUUGUUGCACAGUUCAUUCAUCCAUAGUGGUGAAAAAGUACAAAUUCAUUCAACAUGGCAAUAAGAAGCAUCUGUUAUCAAUGAGUCAGUCAGAACUGUAAGAGGUCACAGUGAAAUGUCGCAAUUAAUCAAACGUUUGUCUAUUUAGGCUCAAGGAGAUUUUGUCAGUCAGCUUUCUAUGAUCAUGUUAAAUCUCCAAACACCAGACUCCGGUCAGGACUGCAUAUACUGAACGUGCAUGAGUCAGACAUGCCUUUGUGAUCACGUAUUGGGAACUGAAAUGCAUGUCAAUGGCAAUAGUAGGGUACUUUUUGAGAAUAAAGCCAAACGUAUGGAUUUUACUAAAAAUUGUAUACGCGGACUUUACUGUAUAAAUUAAAAUACAGAUAUAUGAACUGGUGUAUAUGGGGUGUCCCAGGAUGAAUGGACCAAACUUCGGGAGGGU